Molecule: messenger RNA, 594 nt
Organism: Tinamus guttatus (white-throated tinamou)
Lineage: Eukaryota; Metazoa; Chordata; Aves; Tinamiformes; Tinamidae
Source: RefSeq, a predicted model, not a curated record
AUGUCUGAGGGUUUCAAGGCCCCUGAGAUCCGGCCUUCGAAGUGCACGUGCUCCUUAUUUGUAUGUUUUCCUUUCCUUUUACAGUGGUUAUCACCUCCAGAAGCCAUUGAACACUUUAAAUCUCAGGAAAUACAGUUUGCUCCUCCUCAGUUCUACGAAUUGUGUAGGUUAUGCAACUUUUCUUCACUUCAAGAGCUGCAUAAGUUCAGCUCUGAGCGUGCUUUAGAGGGAUGUGAACGUUGGAUGCCAGUGAUUUUAACUGCCUCAGAUGGCUACAUGCAGCUAUUACCAGGAGAUGAGCUGUAUCCAGAAGAUCCAGAUUAUACCGGGGAGAAAAAGAUAACUUUGUCAAUAGAUAAGAAAAUUGAAGAUCUAAUGAAAGAGGGCAGUAUAUUUCAUAGGAUUGUAAGAAAAAACAAUGAUCUUGCUGUUUAUGUUAAUGUUCAAGCAAAAUAUAAACAUAUAAAUCCAGUGAUGAUAAACUCUAAUAAUUCAGAUUUCAAUAGCAGAUUAUAGUAUGCAUUUGGUUUGAAGUUAUAAUGUAUUUACUUAUAUAUGUAUUCACUGUUAGUGUUUCUGGUACUUUCUACCAGU